AUAGAUGAUGCUGCCUUAGAAAGUUUACUCACCAACCCCUCUGAUUGUGUGGUGGUUAUGGAACCGAAGCAACUUGUCUUCGAUGACAAAGAAGAGUGUAACUUGAAAGACAAGUUUUGGCCCACCAUGGAAUAUGAAAUCCUGGAAAGAUCACCACAUAAAAAGUUUUAUAAUUCACUACACUCUGCUUCAUCGGUCGAUUACCAAGUAAUUUCUGGUGAUAUGAUUUCUAAUAAGCCGUCAACAGUUCAGCCAGAUGUUACAAAAGAAGAUGAAAUUCGUCAAGGCUUUUCUGAAUCCAACAGUGAGAAUGUUGAUGUACAGAUGAAACAAAAGGAAUCUGAUGAAUAUGAGGAAAUCAGUCUGAACACAAUUGCAGUUGAUUCAGAGAAGAUGCUACAUAUUCCGGAUGUUAAGUAUACAUGUCUGGCUAUGGAGCCAAAUGAGGUAGAGAACCCUUGUUUAGAGAAUCAUGUGAAUAUUUAUGCUGAAGAAGUCUGUGAACCAGAGCUGCAUAAAGAAGGUAACUUCAGUUAUAAGACAAAGGAGAGAAGCCCACGUUCCUCCCACUCUUAUGGAAGCAAACAUUUUAGCAAAUCUGAUCUGUCAUGCCCAGCAACUAAGGCUAUUGGACUGUCAGAAGAUUGUUCAAUCAAGGAAGUGGAAGCCCCUGCUCCAACAGACAUUAUAAUUGAUGCAACGGGACAACAUUGUCCAGGAGAGAAUCUGAAUUUAUCAUCCGCUGGGGCUAAACUCUACUCUGGAAAUUUGAAUAAUGAGUAUGGUAGCCCGAAAGUUUUGGGAAGUUCUAGUCUGGGAGGUAAUGACUUGCUUACACCUGGUUCAGUUGGAUUUCCACUUGAUGACCAUGAGAGUCUUGAUCUCUCAAAAUCAGAGGAACCGAAAAUUGCAAAGAAGUCAGUGGUUCAAAGAGAUCUUAGAUUACUUCAGGUGGCUUCAUGGCCUAAGAGUAAGAGGAGAAAGAUUCAAGAUCAAGAAGCAGAUAGUUUUUCUGCUUCCCCAAGCUUCAGGGUAAAAAAGCAUUAUCCUAGUGACUUGAAUUCCACAAUUAUGAAUCUAAAGAAAGCUGGAGACAAUGUCGUUAGUGUACCAGGGCAUGCAUCUCUAGCGAAUGACAGUACUGAAAAAGAAGUAUACGAGAAGAUGGCCUGCCAAUUGAUUGAAGAGAUAGAGCCUUCACCUAAAGUGCAAAGCGAAAAGAAUGCGUUGAACUCCAAAGGCCACGGUGAACUUACAGAAAUUUCCUCCUCUUCUGCACUUAAACAAUUAGGGGAACCAAUUGCCUCAAAUUCGAUGGAAGAUUCUGCUAGAGCUUCCCAAGGAUGUUUAUUUGAGGAAAUGAAUUUGGCAGGUACAAGUAGUAGUGCAAGGAGAGAAGGUGAUGAAGGGGAUGGCCAAUACUUGCUGCAUCAUGAAGGGGGAGAUAAUUUGGCAUAUAGCGAAGGUUUGACAAUGGAGAGAAGCCUCUUAGAAGGCAAAUCUUAUUUGGGAGACAAAAGCCAACCUUCUUGUGGUUUAGUUUCGUCUUCAACCAAAAAAGACCCGAAUUUGACCCAUCCUGGUGAGAUGCUGCCUGUGCUUGAAAGUUUCAUCAUAGAGCCACAAACAGAGAAUGCAGAUGUGAACAUUUCUCGACGUGAAAUCGACUUUGACAAGUUUGAAUUUUCGAGAACUUCAAUAGAACGUGCUAGCAUCCUGGAACAGAUAUGCAAGUCGACUGUUAUGCAAACACCUCUGACGCAGUUCUCAUCUGCUCUCAAAGUGCAUGGAUCUCAGAAAUUUUGCCACUCUGUACCCAAUGGUCUUCUUGAGUGCAUGGAUCUGAGGAGCAUUUUGUCUUUAAAUGAAGAUGCCCAUAACCAACUUAGGGUCAUUUAUGGGAAUAACUCUGACUGUAAUUUGCAAAAGAUGUCAUAUUCUGAUCGUCUUUCUUAUACGGAAGCUCGAUUUUGUUGGGAUUCCAGAAAUCAUUACAGAUCUCCCGUUGGAAAGCUCUGGGAGAGAAUGUCUCAACAAACUGGCAGCUCAGAGAAGCUAUUGGGUUCAAAUCCAGAGCUUACAUGCUUUCCAAUUGAGGAAGAUCCCAGUACUAGCGAAGAAAAAGAGAAUACAAGUGGCGUAACAGAGAAAAUUCAGGAAGACAAUGGUUUGCUGAAUGAUACUUGUGCAAAAAGAGAAGUUCUUGCUGACAUAACAGAAGCAAAUGCUGCAACAUCAUUCUCUGCAGCAGAGAAGUUUGUAAAUAGAGCUACUGCAGAUUUUGUGAGUACAGAAGUCAGCUUCAAGGGGGUUCAUAAAAAGGUGAAGCCAAAGCUACAGAACUAUAGUAGAAAUAAGAGCGUGGAGAAGGAGAAUGAUGUGUUAUCAAUUGCAAGUAAUGGGAUUAAGAAAGCCAAGGAAUCAACAAGCAGAAAGUUCAGUAAGGCAGAUGCAUUAUCCAAAACCACUUUGAAGACAGAGAGGCAGAAGCUCUCAGAAAAGAAUCCCAAGUACAACAACAUUGUCUCCAAUGUAACUUCUUUUGUUCCCCUGGUCCAACAAAAACAAGCUGCUGCAGUUUGUACAGGAAAGAGAGACGUCAAAGUGAAAGCUCUAGAGGCUGCUGAAGUUGCAAAGCGCCUUGAGCAGAAAAGACAGGAUGAACGGAAGAUGCGGAAAGAAGCGCUGAAACUUGAAAGAGCUAGGAUAGAGCAAGAAAAUUUGAGACAAAUGGAGUUAAACAAUAAAAAGAAAGAUGAAGAAAGAAAGAAACGAGAUGCUGAUAUUAUAGCAAAGAAAAGGUUGAGGGAAGAAGAAAAAAAGGAAAAGGAGAGGAAGAAGAGACAAACUGAAGAAGCACGGCGACUGCAGAAAGAAGAGAUUACAUUGUGCUCUCAGAAGGGUGGGAAAGAUGAUAUAAUGAAGAAAUCAGACAAUCUGUUAAAGAAGAGUCAGAGCAUGGUGCAGGAGAGCAGAUAUGACGUUAUGUUGGAGAAGCCAGACAAUAACAUGAGGCCAGAAGAAUUAACGGUCGAUUUCCAGCAAGCUGCCAUCUGUACUGAAGCAUGUGGUACUUCUGGUGAUUCCUGUCAACAUCAGAAGACAAUGCCCGCUUUGGAUGAGUCUGCAGCAAAGGAAAAUUCAGUUGUCCAGAAAAUUCCAGAGAAAUCAUAUGACAUUUCACCGUAUCAGUGCUCAGACGAUGAAGAUGAAGAAGAAGAAAACAUACCCAACAACAAAUAUAUCCCGUCCUGGGCCAGUAAAAAAUGUGUGGCUUUCGUCCUCCCAAUGCAGCAGAGAAUUGAUCCUGAUGUAAUUUUUCCUUUAGAAAGCUUUUGCACAAUUGAUGAAGUCUAUCCUUCACCAAAAGCUAUAAGAGUCAUGACAAAGAAAGGGCCAAGGUAACAGACAUUCGACGUUGGCUGCUGCUGUUUCUUGUAUUGUUCUUUGAUGCCAACGGAGGACUAAGAACAUCUUCAACUAUCAGGAUUUAGUCUGACUUAAUUUAGACUCCCCUCCUUUUCAUAGAUAAAAUGUAGUAUCAGCAGUUACAUAAUUCCACUAUCCUUACGUAGAUGUGCAAAAAUGCAUGAUGGCCGUCCAAUUUAAUUUACGUGGACGGCACCCCUUUCUUUAGAAAAAAAAAAAACGAAAUUACGUUUAAGAUGUAAUGAAGAGAAGGACAAACGUACAUACACGUUUCAUGUUAAGCCUGA
This is a messenger RNA of Coffea eugenioides, 3716 nucleotides long. RefSeq lists its product as uncharacterized. Bases 58 to 3405 code for a protein of 1115 amino acids. NCBI's taxonomy places the organism in Eukaryota, Viridiplantae, Streptophyta, Magnoliopsida, Gentianales, Rubiaceae. The transcript has 8 exons. The record is from RefSeq and is a predicted model, not a curated record.